UCAGUCGAUCGUUGGCUGCGACCGUAGGAGGACAGUAGAAUCGACAAUCGCAUGCUAUUUGAGUGUAAAUCGGGAUUGGUUGACGGUUCUCCCGUAAGCCCCACCUACCAGGUGGUCGUUCGAAAGUGUAGUUGUGUAGUUCCUUACGGCGAAACGACGGGCGCUGCUCUCUCUUGAACGUAUCCAAUCGCGAGAAAAUCUGAAAUGAGACGUAUCGGUACGCUAAUAUGUGACGGUUGAGAGAAAACGAGGACCAGGAACGUGUGAGAGGGUGGUCUACGCGCGGGUGUUACCACUUUCGAAGCGUGACGAAGAAAACGAACCGCGUAAAGAAGUGGCAAAGGUGGAGAUCGUGAAAAAGAUCCGCGUCGAAAAACAAAAGAAAACGCGUGUGUGCCAGAGCUUCGUGUAAGAAGAAUCCUCUAUUUCGGGGGGGGGUUGUAUAUCUUUUUCUCUCUUUUUUUGUGCCUCUCUACCUUCUUUUUUUCUUUCUAUUUCUCUUCGUCUUUACUCGAUUUGUUCCGAGUGAAAGUAUCAUUGCGGCAAGUGUUUUCUCACCGUGUAGUAUGCGCCGUUUCGUAUCGCGGGGUAACAAGUAGAGGUAAAAAAAAGUGUUUCGUUUAACCAACAAGGACGUCAGCUGUGUGCGCUUUUACGAGGGGGACGUGUGCGAGAGAGAACCCACUGUUGAGAGACAGAGAAAUGGCGGCGCUGGUGGCAGGUGUCCAGUAUGGUUUGUCGUCGCACAGUAAUUUUCACGAAAACAAGUCCCUGAUCUUCGUGAAACUCACCGACUCGGCGCAACGUGCCAUCGAGGACUUUCUCAGAAAUCGGAACAAGACCAGCCAGAACCCUACUAUACAGUUCCUAGGAAACGAAGGGCAAUUGUCCUUCCCAUCUACGCAAUCCAGCCAUGGAUCAGCAGGCUUUACGUUUAGUCUUUCUGGCAAUCAAGACAUUGAGGGUCCUCAGGGUGGUUUCGAAUGCAUCCAACAAACAGGCCCUAAAAGCCUGGAGAGUCUUGGCGCAUUGCCGUGUAAAAUGCGGAUACAGGCGAACGACGAUGUGUACGAGACAACCAGGCAUCGCAUGGCUGUCGCCGAGGAGAAUAAUAAGAACAAAUGUACUAGAGUUAUCAAGCCAAAUGGACCGGAUAUUGGUCGCAAGGUGAAGGUAAAAUCGACUGGAAAACCCAUACCAUCGUCAUCAUCAAAUUCAAGACACAGGGAAUCAACAAGCAUUCCAACUUCUGGAAGUCAGGCUAGACUGUCGUCUUCCUCUUACAAACCGGCUAAUCCAGCAGCAGCUCGAAGCCAACCGGAGAAAAAAAUCCCCGACAUUAUGCGCAGACCAUUAAAAGAAAGACUUAUUCAUCUUCUUGCUUUAAGGCCAUAUAAAAAACCUGAACUAUAUGAUCGUAUAAAUAGAGAGGGUUUAAAAGAACGAGAGCGUAACAUCAUGACGACAAUCUUAAAGCAAGUAGCUUUUAUGAGGGAUAAUACGUAUCAUUUGCACAGAUAUGUUUGGAAUGAUGUGCAAGAAGACUGGCCUUAUUAUACCGAACAGGAAAAGGCAAUGUUAAAAAGGAGAAAACCUCAAAAUCUAACACCUCCUGGUUCCAGUGAUGGUGGAUCAAGUGGCAGCGGACAAUCACCGAAUUCCACUCAUCCAGGUUCACCGCCGGCAAUUACAGCACCACCUCCAUCUUUGUUGAACAAUAAGCGACCAGGAUAUUAUCAGGGAAAUGAUGGAUUACCGACGAAGAGACCACGGAUAUCCCAUUAUAAGAAGUCAGAACAAAAUUCUGGAUCGUCGAUCACGGGAGAGAACGGAAGGACGGCUGGUAGUGGUAAUAGUAAUAACAGUGUUAGUGUUGUUUCUGGAGCUGGUAGUACUAGUGCUAACGGUGGCAGUAGUAGUAACAGCGGUGGUGUGGUUGAUGGUUGGGAUCAGAGACAGCAUCAACGUGAUCGUCGUGGCGAUUAUCGGCCCGAAAGAACAGCGAAUAGUGACGUGCUUCGAAGCAGCAGCUACAGCACUGGGAAACCGUGCUUGACACCAACCAGUGACAGUGAAGAAAUCAAUCAAACUGGUCAUCGGGAUGGAAUCAUUACAAGCACCGGUUCAUCCGGAAACAACACAGCUAAUUCGGCCACUGGCCAUAAUUCUCAUAGUGUAACCCAUAGUAAUUCUUUGAGCGGCAAUCGUCAUCAUACCGGCAAGACGGCGAUACUCGGUACCGAUACCGGGAAUUCUGGGACGGAUUAUGUGACGCGUCUUAUGCCAAGUGUCGUGAGUGACGGUGGUAGUGCAAGUAGUUUUAGUGGUAGUUCGAAUGGAAUACUCGCUGAUAGGAGAGACAGAAGCGACAGGAAUGACAGGAGCCGCGCUAGCGAAAGGGAUCGUGACUCAAGAAAGAAAAGCAACGGGACAGGUGGUAGCUCUUACAAUGACUUAUCUGCUUCUAAUUACACCGCUACUGAGGAUAAUACUGUCAGUACAUCGUCUUGUGCUCUUGAAUUGCCUGAAAGUCCUAAGUCAUCAGAAUAUCCGGACUACCUCACGUAUUACACGACAAUAAGUAGUUCAGAACAGAGAAGACGUUACAAAGCAGAAUUUAAUGCUGAUUAUGAAGAGUAUCGACGGUUGCAUGCUCAAGUAGCAAAUGUAUCUAAACGGUUCACGCAGCUUCAGGAACGUUUGAAACAAGAAGAAGCCUCUGGGAACUGGGAAGAGUACGAGGAAGUAAGACGGCAAAUUUUGCAUGACUAUAACGAAACUAAACGGGACCCUGUACAUAAAGAAAUAAAACGUCGAUUUCAUUAUCUGCACGAGAAGCUAAGUCACAUUAAACGGCUAGUAUUGGAGUACGAUACGCAAAACUGUGGCGGUGGGAUGACAAGCAGCAGUAACGCUAAUGGUAGCAACGAAAUUAAGGAGAUGGAUAGUUUGCACUACUGACACAAACUGAAAAGGCCGCCUCUUAUAUUCAACCUUUUCUCAAUUGUCGGUACGUUACUGUCUUCGUUGUCGCAGAAUUUGCAUUUUCUCGGCAUGUUCCAAGGCUGAUCUAAACGGUCCAUAUGGUUCCUGGUUCUGUCGUCGAAAAAAAAAGUCAAGUACUGUCUGAGCCGGGGUUGCAACAAACAAGAACCUUCAUGCUGUUGUUAAAAUUGCGAAAGUCGAAGAUUUCUCUUCUAUAAUUGAUUUGUGCGCGCGACUGUGAUGAUCUCUUCGACUUGCGCUUUUGUGUGAUCGCGAGCGAUCGUCGUGACGCGCUUGCGUGCUACUUCGACCAAUGGUAACUACAUCGAUAAAGGGGCUUUUUAACGACAAUCGGUACGUUUUGGGGGAAAAAAGGAAAUGAAAAAAAAAAAGGAAUGAAAUAAAAGUCCAUCCGAAGAGAGAGAGAAAACAAUGAGAAAAAGGGCAUUCGCGAAGAGCUAGAUAUAAACGCUCGAACUGAAAUACAUAGAAACGUAUUUCUUCGAGAACUCUAAUUCUAUCUCCUACGAGGGAUAAAAAAAAGAAUAAUAGAAUAAAAAAAUAAAAAAAGAAGAAUUGAAAAAGCAGUAAUUAACUCUAUAUAAUUAGUUACUUACUGUGCGCACGUCCAAGUGUGUCGUCCAGUUUAAGAAUUAGAUUAAACAAACAAAAAAAAAAAAAAAAUACAAAUGCGAAUGCGAGAAGAGGGUCCAAAAGUUAGUAAGGGCUUAUCAUGUGCCACGUCCGGAAAAGACUAUAUUUCUUUUUUCUGCCGGCAGGAAAAAAGAAAAAGACUAGCACAGACUGUCCACAAACUGCCGUGAAUCAUAUAUAAGAUCUGCUACUCGCCAAUUUCUUUUUGUUCUUUUUUUUCUUUUUUUUCUUUUUUUCUUUUCUUUUUUUUUUUUUUUAUUUUAUGUUUGUUCAAAGAGUCUCGUUAGAAUUAUAAACAAAUGAAUUAUUAAUUUUUCUGCUAAGAGAGAGAGAUCAUUUAUGCUUCACAAAUCUAAAAUGAUUCUUUGUUAUUUCUUCGUUCUCUUUUUUUUUUUUCUUCACCACUCUGUCUGCACUGUAUAUCGUAAAUAUAGUUGCUAUAUCUUUACUAAAUCAACACAAAAAUGGCACAAGUUGGGAAUCAAUCUUGCAACAAUUAAAAUAAAAUUUAAAAAAAUUAAAAGUGAAAAAAAACGUAAUAAACAAAAAAAAGGAAGAAUGAGAAUACAUUAAAUACUUUUUAGAUUUAUCUGCCAUAAAGUGAUAUAACAAAGCGAAUCACUGUGCGGUUAAUGCAGUUUGCAUAGUGCAUAUUUUUCAUUUUAGAAGAAACAGAAUUGAAGUUAGAGAAUGGAAAAUGGAAACAAAAUGGACCUUGCCCCUUCCAAAUCACGCGAUCGCUCGUAGUGGUUCCGGUUGUGUAUAUCGUAUGUUAGGGUAAAUCCAUUUUAUACGAUUUCGAAAAUCUUAUUAGUCACUGAAAGAAAGAAUGCUCAGCGCCAUCAUCGAUAUGAUCAAACAUUUCAUACGCAGCAAAAUAAAAAUACAAAAAAAUAUACAUACAUAUAUAUAUAUAUAUAAGUGAAGUAAGAAAAAGUAAAACAAUAAAAUCGAAAUAUUAAAAUAAAUAAGUUUCAUAGUAAUUAUUAUUAAUAGUCGUCAUCGGCGAUAAAUAUAUAGUAUAUAAUAUGUUGUACAGUGUGCGCCAAUUUAUUACGCGUAUGAAUAUCUUCUUCGUGUAAUUAAUAUUAUUAUUAUGACGAUAAAUACUAAUAUAAUUAUUGAUGCUACUGCUAUCAUUAUUGUUCGAAUAGUUAGGUAGAUAGAUAUAACGCAAAUUUUUUGUUAGAGAAAAAUGAAAGAAACGAAAAACGAUGUUAAAUCAAGCUAAUGUUUUCCAUCGAAUGUGUAACGAAAGUUUACAAUGUUAAAGUUUUUAAAAUAUCUUUUUAUCUGUUUAUUAUGUUAUUUUUGAAAUCGAAUGCAUAAGCAUAUUGGAUAAAUUUUAAAUGUAGUAAUUUUGAAUGUGUCCUUUUAUGCCAUUGCCUUUAAUUUUUUCGUUUUUUUUUUUUUUUUUUUUUUUUCUCUUUUCAAAUUGAUACGCAGUUGCCUUUUAUAUUUGUAUACGAGAUGAGUGUUUUUUAUUUCGCGUUUUUGUUUCACAUUCAGUAAGAAUUUGCAGAUAAUUGCGAGUGCUUUGUGAUAGAAAGUGAAAGAAUCGAGAAAGAAUAAUAUAAAGAAAGAGAAUUUGGCACGUAUUAAUUCAAUAUAUUGCGUAUACAUCGCCAUUUAUGUGAAUGAAAUUUGUAUGAUAUUGACGAUCUUAAGAAUUUAAAUAUUGGUAUAUAGGGUUUUACACUCUUAUAGGAUACAUGUUUGAACUUUCUUCUUCCAUGUAGUGUUUUAAAAUGCGAAAAUAUUAUAAUUUCAAUUUAAAAAUUAUUUUAUAAUAAUUUUUUUCUUAUAGAUAUAAAUUUAAUUUAAAAAAUGAAUUCUUUGAUUUGAUCUGUCUCGUUUAAAUAUUAUAUCAGUUUUAUGUUUCUUCUUUACAUAGUCAUUUAGGUUUAUAGAAACAUAUUUUGAGAAUUAUUAGAAAAUUAAAAUUGAAUAUUAAAACAUCCAAUAUUAUUACAACUCUUUUUUAGUAAUGAAAGGAUAGUUAAGCUUGCCUUAAAUGAAGUCCUUGUUAUAUUUUUACUGAAAUUUUAUCGUACAUCGUUAUUUGCGCUUUGAGUUUUCUUUUUUUUUC
This is a messenger RNA of Apis laboriosa (Himalayan honeybee), 5728 nucleotides long. It is a transcript of the gene Su(Tpl), whose product is annotated as RNA polymerase II elongation factor Ell. Gene Ontology annotation, molecular function: cis-regulatory region sequence-specific DNA binding. Lineage: Eukaryota; Metazoa; Arthropoda; Insecta; Hymenoptera; Apidae. Gene Ontology annotation, biological process: transcription elongation by RNA polymerase II; positive regulation of transcription elongation by RNA polymerase II; snRNA transcription by RNA polymerase II. The transcript is spliced from 10 exons. Gene Ontology annotation, cellular component: transcription elongation factor complex. The coding region runs from base 703 to 2961 and encodes 752 amino acids. The record is from RefSeq and is a predicted model, not a curated record.